Trypanosoma conorhini is the source of this 1428-nucleotide messenger RNA. Its product is annotated as putative seryl-tRNA synthetase. The record is from RefSeq and is a predicted model, not a curated record. Bases 1 to 1428 code for a protein of 475 amino acids. Gene Ontology annotation, molecular function: serine-tRNA ligase activity; ATP binding; tRNA binding. Lineage: Eukaryota; Euglenozoa; Kinetoplastea; Trypanosomatida; Trypanosomatidae. Gene Ontology annotation, cellular component: cytosol. The transcript has a single exon. Gene Ontology annotation, biological process: seryl-tRNA aminoacylation.
AUGGGGCUUGAUGUUCAGCUUUUCCGUGAUGAAAAGGCGGCGGACCUCAUCCGCGAGUCUCAACGCCGGCGCUUUGCAGAUCCCGCCGUUGUGGACGCCGUACUGGAGGUAGACAAGAACUGGCGGCGCACGCAGUUUCUGACGGAGGUCUGCAACAAGCUCAUCAACGCCUGCAGCAAGCUUGUCGGGGCGAAGAAGAAGGCAAAGGAGACCGACGGGGACUCCUCCGAGGUUCCCGAGGCGAUCCGAGCAGCCUGCAAGGAAGGGGAGCUGAACCCGGACCAACUCAAGGAGCUCUGUGUGCUGCAGCUAAAGCAGCUGUCGAAGGACCUCUCCGACCAGGUGGCGGGGCUCGCGAGGGAGGCGACCGAGCUGGUGGCGAAGCGGGAUGGCCUGGUGCUCAGCGUUGGAAACAUCAUUCAUGAAUCCGUUCCUGUGGCGCAAGAUGAGGAUACGGGCAACACCGUCGUGCGCACCUUUGGUGACGUGAAGAAGCGAGCAAAACUCAAUCAUGUGACGAUCAUGGAGCGUCUGGGGAUGAUGGACACAACAAAGACGGUCACCUCCAUGGCUGGUGGGAGGGCCUACGUGCUGAAGGGUGGACUCGUUCAGCUACAUUUGGCGCUCCUGUCGUAUGGCAUGAACUUUCUCGUCAGCCGGGGCUAUACCCCGUUUUACCCACCCUUCUUCCUCAACAAGGAUGCCAUGUCGGAGGUGGCGCAGCUCUCGCAGUUCGAUGAAGAGCUCUACAAGGUUACGGGCGAGGGCGAUGAGAAGUACUUGAUCGCCACGAGCGAGAUGCCCAUCGCGGCGUACCACCGCGGUAAGUGGUUUUCAGAGCUGAAGGCGCCGCUGAAGUACGCUGGAAUGUCGAGUUGCUUCCGCAAGGAGGCCGGCGCUCACGGCCGUGACACGCUCGGCAUCUUCCGCGUGCAUCAGUUUGACAAAUUGGAGCAGUUUCUUGUGUGCUCCCCACGGGAGGGGGAGUCCUGGCGGCACCUUGAGGAGAUGAUUCGCACCUCUGAGGAAUUCUGCGAGAGCCUUGGGCUGCCGUACCGCACCAUCAACAUUUGCUCUGGGGCGCUGAAUAACGCGGCUGCCAAAAAGUACGAUCUUGAGGGCUGGUUCCCCGCCUCGGGGGCCUUCCGCGAGUUGGUGUCGUGCUCCAACUGCACAGACUACCAGGCGCGCGGUGUGAAUUGCCGGUUUGGCCCAAACAUGCGUAACGCGUCGGCAACCAACGUGAAGGAGUACUGCCACAUGCUGAACGGUACACUGUGCGCCAUCACGAGAACGAUGUGCUGCAUCUGUGAGAACUACCAAACAGAGGAAGGCGUUGUCAUUCCCGAUGUGCUGCGCCCAUACAUGAUGGGUGUAGGGAUGCUGAAGUUUGAGGACAGCGUGCCGCCCACGGAAGGGACGGAGUAA